UACUCUGCUCUCUCUUCUCAGGUUUUGUUUCGUACUCCUCAGCUCUUGUUUUGUUUUCUUCAGCUGUGGGGCUUGAUACUUUUCGACUUCCAUGCUCUCUCUGGGAUUAUAAAAAGAGUAUAUAUCAUGGGCUUACUCUGUAGUAGAAGUCGACAUCAUACCGAAGAAACGGACGAGAAUGCACAGGCUGCUGAAAUCGAAAGACGGAUAGAGCAAGAAGCGAAGGCUGAAAAACAUAUUCGGAAGCUUCUGCUACUUGGUGCGGGAGAAUCUGGGAAAUCUACUAUCUUUAAGCAGAUAAAACUUCUCUUCCAAACUGGAUUUGAUGAAGGAGAACUAAAGAGCUACGUUCCGGUCAUCCAUGCCAAUGUCUAUCAGACUAUAAAAUUAUUGCAUGACGGAACAAAGGAGUUUGCUCAAAAUGAAACUGAUCCUGCAAAAUAUACGUUAUCCUCUGAAAAUAUGGCCACUGGGGAGAAACUUUCUGAAAUUGGUGGGAGGUUAGAUUAUCCGCGUCUUACCAAGGACCUCGCCGAGGGAAUAGAAACACUAUGGAAGGAUCCUGCAAUCCAGGAAACAUGUUCUCGUGGUAAUGAGCUUCAAGUUCCCGAUUGUACGAAAUAUCUGAUGGAGAACUUGAAGAGACUGGCAGAUGUGAACUAUAUUCCAACCAAGGAGGAUAUUCUGUAUGCGAGAGUUCGCACAACUGGUGUCGUGGAAAUACAGUUCAGCCCCGUGGGAGAAAAUAAGAAAAGUGGUGAAGUGUACCGAUUAUUUGACGUGGGUGGACAGAGAAAUGAGAGAAGGAAAUGGAUUCAUCUGUUUGAAGGUGUAACUGCUGUGAUAUUCUGUGCUGCCAUCAGCGAGUACGACCAAACACUAUUUGAGGACGAGCAGAAAAACAGGAUGAUGGAGACCAAAGAAUUAUUCGACUGGGUCUUGAAACAGCCCUGUUUCGAGAAAACAUCCAUCAUGCUAUUCCUCAACAAGUUUGACAUAUUUGAGAAGAAGGUUCUUGAUGUUCCAUUGAAUGUUUGCGAGUGGUUCAGAGAUUACCAACCAGUUUCGAGUGGGAAACAAGAGAUCGAGCAUGCAUACGAGUUUGUGAAGAAGAAAUUUGAGGAAUUAUAUUACCAGAACACUGCGCCGGAUCGAGUGGACAGGGUUUUUAAGAUCUACAGGACGACGGCGUUGGAUCAGAAGCUUGUGAAGAAAACAUUCAAGCUUGUAGAUGAGACACUAAGAAGGAGAAACCUAUUGGAGGCUGGUCUUUUAUGAUUACUUAUUUAUUACUCAAGUAAAUUACCUAUUUUGUGUGUGUUUUAAAUAUAUUUUUAAGAAACUGAAUGACCCUAAUUGUUAUGCCUGGACUCUGGAGAGAGACCUGUGGUUCAAAAAUCGAUGUCUUCUACAUCUGUUUUUAAUUUUAUUCUCAUUGUUUUUUUUCUUUUUGUAGAAGCACCCAAAUAAGCAAAGAAAAUGAGAAAGAGAAAAGAAAGAUAAGAAAAGAAAAUAUCGGGGAGAUAGAGUUAAGAGUUUUAGUUUUAGUGAAUUUUGUGUUUUAUUUGGAUAAAUAGCCUAAUCCUACUACGUAUUCGAGAAGUCAUUUUAUU
Messenger RNA from Eruca vesicaria subsp. sativa (arugula), 1613 nucleotides. The record is from the annotation of a GenBank genome assembly. NCBI's taxonomy places the organism in Eukaryota, Viridiplantae, Streptophyta, Magnoliopsida, Brassicales, Brassicaceae.